AUGGAAUACCUCAAAGGACAAACAACACGAUGGAUAUUACCGGACUUCUUGAAACGGCUACUACCACGUCGCUUUAACCGCUGGAAAUUUCAGAGUAAAAUUGUGCUGCCCUGUCUUACCAUAACCAUUUUUCUGAAUACUCUGUACGGUAUUUACUGGGGUCGUUUUAGUGUAAAACGUCAAAAGUUUAUAUUCUCGAGACCGGUGGCUGUCUACAGCGUUUUGGUGGGCUUGAUCUUUGCCGUGUACUAUGUGUGGCAGGUGUAUGAAGAGUUCACAAGUGGCCGCAUCAGCAGCAGGGACACCAUUAAAAUAUACUGCUACAUGAAUGUCUGCAUUUGUCUGCUCAACUAUGUGACACAGUGGGGUAUCACGGGUAGCAUUAUCCGUUUCCAGAACAGUGUUCCACUUUUUCGAGUGUCCAAUGCCCUGGACAUGUCGAUGAUGAUAGUGUGGCGAGCAGUCCUUGAUGCUGCCCUUAAGAUGAUACUCUGUCCGUUGAUUGUGUACGUAACAUUGAUACUCUACCAGAAUCGAGCCCAUCCGGAGAUGGAAUGGACCAGUAAGACGUCCGUAAAGACCAUGCUGCCUCUGAUAAUAUCCAAUCAGGUUAACAACUGCUUCUUUGGUGGCCUGGUGAUUUCAAACUUAAUGAUUGCCGCAAUCAAUAAGCGGAUACGCAGCAUUGUAAGGGAGGUGAACAUGAUGCAGACGCCACUGCAGAUGGAGCUUCAGAAGCCCUACUACCGCAUGCGACGCUGCUGCGAGCUGGCCGACAGUCUGGAUAAGCUGGCCAUAAAGUAUGCCCUGACUGUGUCACGGUCCAGGGGAUAUCUGCGGUUCACCGACUGGUCCAUGGUCAUGUCGAUGGUCAUGAAUCUGAUUGGCAUCACGUUGGGAUUUUACAAUGAAUACCUGGCCAUUGCCGACUAUUACAUCAAUGAAGAGCCUUUUGAUCUAUAUCAAGCCAUUGUUCAGUUAGUUUUCCUGGCGGUGCCUUUCAUGGAACUCAUACUGGUAUCUCGUAUAAGCAGUCAAAUGCUGCAGGAGAACAAGAAAACUGGAGAUCUCUUGCAGCGCAUAGACCUACAGUAUGCUGAUGUGCGUUUCAGGCAAGUUGUCAACUCCUUCUGGCUACAGGUGUCCACAAUCGAAUAUAAACUGAUGCCUCUGGGUCUCCUGGAGCUGAACAGCUCGUUGGUCAACACAAUUUUCGCGGCAGUCACUGGAUUCCUGUUAAUCCUGAUACAAAGUGACCUCACGCUGCGGUUCUCGCUGAAGUAG
Drosophila persimilis is the source of this 1284-nucleotide messenger RNA. RefSeq names its product putative gustatory receptor 97a (gene Gr97a). The record is from RefSeq and is a predicted model, not a curated record. Gene Ontology annotation, biological process: sensory perception of taste. Gene Ontology annotation, cellular component: membrane. Bases 1 to 1284 code for a protein of 427 amino acids. The transcript has 2 exons. Lineage: Eukaryota; Metazoa; Arthropoda; Insecta; Diptera; Drosophilidae.